AUGAAAGUAUUUACUGUAGACGACAAAACGAUUGGAGAAGAUAUGCCAACAGUCGAGGUGGUAGACGCGAAACUCACCAAGGAGGAGUUGAACAGAGGAUGUCCCCUCGGAGUCUCCCGCGUCACCAGCUCGGUAUACGUUUGCGGGGCCCACGCCCUGCCCGGCGCUGUGAAGGCGCUCCGCCCCGGUCUGGUGGUGAACGCGGCACCGGAGCUCCCCCCACCGCCAGAGGACUGCGCCCCCAGGCAUUACGUGCCACUGCUCGACACACCCAGCUCAGACAUGCACCCCUACAUGGAGAGGGUGGCCGACCUUAUAAACGAUGUGGUCAAACGGGGGCAAGUUGUGCUAGUACAUUGCGUUGCCGGUGUCUCCAGAUCCGUCACUCUCUGUCUGGCCUAUCUCAUCAAAUGGGAGAGAAUGACACUUAGAGACGCCUACCACCAUAUAAAGCAGCGACGACCGCAAAUCCGACCGAACACUGGGUUCUUCAAGCAGCUGAUAAAGUUCGAGGAGAGGCUGUACAGCGAGGCCUCCGUGAAGAUGGUCUACUGCGAGGCCAUCGACAAGGAAAUCCCCGACGUGUACGAACCGGACUACAGUGGGAUGACGUGGUUCCGCCAGCGAUACGGACCAAUAGAAAACAGC
Iphiclides podalirius (scarce swallowtail) is the source of this 648-nucleotide messenger RNA. NCBI's taxonomy places the organism in Eukaryota, Metazoa, Arthropoda, Insecta, Lepidoptera, Papilionidae. The record is from the annotation of a GenBank genome assembly.